Messenger RNA from Lachnellula hyalina, 1659 nucleotides. Its product is annotated as putative MFS-type transporter protein. Gene Ontology annotation, biological process: transmembrane transport. The coding region runs from base 1 to 1659 and encodes 552 amino acids. Gene Ontology annotation, cellular component: membrane. The transcript has 3 exons. The record is from RefSeq and is a predicted model, not a curated record. Gene Ontology annotation, molecular function: transmembrane transporter activity. NCBI's taxonomy places the organism in Eukaryota, Fungi, Ascomycota, Leotiomycetes, Helotiales, Lachnaceae.
AUGUCUAUACCUAUGCAAUGGACACACGGGCGCCGGGUUUCGAUCGUCUUGGAGAUGCGACCUUCGACCGGGCCACCCUCCACGCAAACAGAAUCGCAAGAGGAAACAGAUAUUGAAGAGCAACUAGAACCUCAAGAAGAGCUUCCCGAGAGACCUAUCUCAAAACACAGGAUUUAUCUCAUUGUAGCUACUGUCGCCUGCAUCACCUUCGUCAAUUCAAUACUUUCAGGCCUUAUGACUGUCAGCCUCCCCACUAUCGCACGAGACAUUGACCUUCCCAACAGCUUACGACUUCUUGAUUGCAUCCCCCAAGCUAACCCCUCUUUCUUCGCAGUUCUUUGGCCUCCUGCUGUAAGUAGUCUCUCUUGUGGAUGCACUCUGCUUGCUUUUGGGUCCAUUUCAGAUGUGGUCGGAGGGAGGAGGACAUAUCUUCUCGGAAUGUUCCUUCUCACUGGCACCACCAUCACCUGCGGCCUCUCCCGGAACGCCAUCGACCUCAUCCUCUUUCGAACAGCACAGGGCUUGGCAAUGGCCUUAUGUCUUCCCUCCUCGGUCCUGUUGAUCACCAGCAACAUCCCGCAUAGUGAACAUCAUAACAUAGCGUUUGCUUGUCUCGGUGCUGGGCAGCCUGUUGGGUUCGGGUUUGGCUUGAUCAUUGGGGGGCUCUUUAUUCAGGAACGUACCUGGAGAUACGGAUAUUAUUUUGCAGGCGGUCUCAUCUUCGUCAUCUUUCUGAGCGCCAUAUUUGCACUUCCACCGGACGCUGCCGAAUCUCAGCCAAUUUCGACAAUAUUGUCCCGCAUAAGGAGGGACAUUGAUUGGAUUGGCUGCCUACUUUUGAGCGCCUGCAACGGGAUAUUUCUAUACCUGUUCUCGGUUCUCGCUAGCGAUACUCACAACUUUGUCACACCGAUAUGUCUCUCGUUGACUGUUGUCGCCAUCCUUAUCAUCCCAGCAUUCAUUUUAUGGGUCCGCAAACAAGACCGUCUUGGUCAGAAAGCUAUCAUUCCACCAUCGUUAUGGGGAAAUAAAGUCUUUGCAACGCUCUGUUUCAUCGUUUUCAUCGUUUGGGGAUGCUUUAACGCUACUCAAUACUUCAUAUCCUUGUACUUCCAACUGAUCCAAGGGUUAUCUGCGAUCCAAACGUCACUCCGUUUUCUCCCACAGGCUGUUAUAGGUCUUGGGAUGAGCUUGCUGACCGGAUGGCUCGUUAAGUACGUACCUGCAGCCAUUUUGGUCUUAUGCUCCGCAAUAAUCACCGUUACAUGCCCUAUUCUCAUGGCCACCAUUAACCCAACGUGGUCGUACUGGCGAGGCAGCUUUUUCGCCCUUAUUUGUAUCCCGAUCUGUGCCGAUGUACUUUUCACGGUCGCUAAUCUAUUAACUGUUUCGCUGUUUCCGGAUGACCAUGGGCUUGCCGGCGGGGUUUUCAACACUGUCAGCAAUAUAGGAAACAGUGUUGGCCUGGCUGUUGCGGCUGUGAUUGCCACGAGUGUGACGAAAGCCGACUCAGGGGGUAAUCACCCCAAGGACCCCAUCGAUGCUCUGAUGAGUGGUUAUAGAGCGAGCUUUUGGGCCUGCGUAGUGUCGAAUGUGUUUGUAUUGAUUGGAGUAUACUACGGCUUGAGGAAAGUUGGGAAAGUUGGUGUGAAGAAUUGA